Messenger RNA from Porites lobata, 436 nucleotides. NCBI's taxonomy places the organism in Eukaryota, Metazoa, Cnidaria, Anthozoa, Scleractinia, Poritidae. The record is from the annotation of a GenBank genome assembly.
AUGGUAGAGUUGACUCCUGGUUCUCAAGUUUUUGUGUACCAGAACCAUAUUCACCAAGCAAUGGCCAGAGCGUCGUAUAAGUCAGCGGCAUCGUUUUUGUUAAACUGUUUUUACACAAACGACGAGCUGGUGGGGAUGAACCUGACUGGAGCAAAUGGAAAGAAAUGCCCAGACAAGGAGAUACUUCAAAGCAUUAUAGGUAUGUGUGCAAUAACAUGAUGACUAUGUAAAUUAAUAGUCUCUCAGAAACUGCUUUUUUUUUUUAAUUUUCCCAUCCAUAAAUUCACUACUCAUGUUGUAAUGAUUUUUGACCCUCUUUACAGGAUUUGUCAUGAGAGAAUACCAAAAGCAUUCGCCAACUGAGUCCUCUCUGAAGCUGGCUUUAAGAAACAAGCUGAGUGCUUUGGAAUCAAGAAAGUUAAAGAAGGAUGAGUGA